AUGGCUGAACCUGAGCGUCCUAUCGACAUUUUGGCUAUUUGCGACGAAUGGAAGCCCUCGAAGGGUGGUUUGUCGGCAUUUAACAGAGAAUUGCUUAUAAAUUUGGCAAGGGAAUCACGGGGAAAAGUCAGUGUACAUUGUUACGUGUCCAACAGCGAUGAAGCAGACAGAGAAGACGCGAAGAAGAAUGGUGUAAACUUAGUGACAGCACAGAAGAUACCUGGUACGGCAAACCCUCACGAAAGGUUGAAGUUUCCACCGCCAGAAAUACCCAAUGUUGAUGUAGUGAUUGGGCAUGGGAGGAAGUUUGGCUUGCCGGCUUAUUUUAUGAAGAAGUUUAUACCCUGCAAACUGUUGCAGUUUGUGCACGUAUAUUGUCCCGAUCUAGGAAAAUAUAAGACGUCAAAAGGCACCGCUAAUUGUCUACGACCUGAUACAAUCGAUGAAAACGAAGGAAAGCACGCAGAUGAAAUAGAACUUUGUGAAGUAGCCGAUGAAGUGGUAGCAGUAGGGCCCGCGCUGCAGCAGAAGUAUCAGAGAGAUCUCUCGGAUAUCGAUGUCCACGUAUUUACCCCGUGCAUUUCUCCGAGCUUUUUGCUGAAUCAACCUCCCCGAUGGCAGGUACAUGGGGCAGAAGGGUUGAAGGAUUUCAUAUGUCUGGUUUGUGGUCGAGCAGACUUUGAGGAUCGCGAACUCAAAGGCUACGACGUUAUCGCAGACGCGAUAGGCUCUCUUGGAAAGAAUUAUCAGUUGAAGUUUGUUGGUUCACCAGCGUGUAAACAAAGAAAACUAGAGAAGUGGUUUCUAAAGAAAACUAACAUAACUCGUGAACAAUUGACAAUUUGCCGUUUUGUUGACCAAUCUCAACUGAAAAAACUGUUUUGCAGUUCUGAUGUCGUGGUUCUUCCAUCUCGAGUAGAAGGCUUUGGUUUGGUUGCGUUGGAGGCCAUUUCGGCUGAUACUAAUGUGCUUGUGUCAAAACAAGCUGGUAUAUCUCAAGCUCUCCAAAAGGUGGAGGGCGCAAAUUGUGUCAUUGUUGAAUCACAUGAUGAUCCAAACGAAUGGGCCAACAAAAUCCGGCAGCUGUCAAAUCAGACAGUUCAGGAAAGACGGGAAAAAGCAAUUUGUCUCCGGGAGAACUACGCGAAGACGUAUUCUUCACAAGAAGAAUGCCAGAAACUCUUGUCUUUGAUUGAGACCUUGGUGAAUAGAGGUAUGUGGACAUUAUAUCACCAUCAAAUCUCACAUGUUCUCUUUCCCAACAAGGUUUCCAGCCUCAUCCUCAGUAACCUGCAAAUGUUAGUUUGCACUUCGUUUGCCUUGCCACCAGAAUUUACUUUGCCCAGUAACAUGAAGAGCUCUCCUUCAGACCAAAUGAUUGACAAUUCAGUUUUCUACACACCUUUCUUAGGAGAGAAGUGGGGGAGGGUUGUGAUGAGAAGUGUGAGUUAAACUUUGUUUUGAGGUUUUCCUGUGCAAAAGGUUCUCAUUCAUCUGUUGCAAAAGGGAAAUAUUUUUUGCUGUGAACACCCCCAUUUUGUUAGUCAAAUUUGUCAGUUUACCAGACAGUUAGCAUUAAUCCAGGGUUAGUUACCAUGACAACUCAUAUGCUAGUUGGGAAGACGCGAAAGUGUAGGGCGCGCAAACCCUCCCCCUCUCCCCAGUUUCCUCCCGUUUUUUUUUUCGCUCUCAAUUCCGCGGGCCCGACUAUCUCGGAGCCUGGAACAGGCUACAUUUCACCCAGGAUUAAUUUGAACAACCUGGCCCAGCAGUCUUCAUCUCUACAUAUUCAACAGACACUUGUAAUUCAAUUAUUUAUACUAGUAGUUUAUUUCAUUACCAUACUCCAACCAACAACAAGGCUAUAACAUUGGAGGAAAAACACAAUGCCUCACUUCACUAUGAUGCAGGGCUUGCACUCAGAAUGUUAUAAUAACAUUGUGAAUUAAUUGACCAGUCAAGUAAUUAAUUGGUAAUUACUUAGUUAUUACUUAGUGCCUUUAACCAAUCACAAAAUGCUCCUGUAGAGUUGUAAAAAAGUUGUCAAACAUGCCCAUCCUUACCAUUCAUUGCAACUGUUUCCUGCUAUUAAAUUGCCUAAAUAUAGCUUUAAACAACAAAACUGCACCAUUAUUUUUGGAAUUCAAUUAAUGCCAGAAAAGUUGGGCAAAGUUUGUCGAGUUUUCAUGCUAUUUAUUAUAGACACGAGUGUUUUACUGGAAAAUUACCACUCGUAAAAUUCAUAAAAACUACAUCCGGGACCCAAGUCGUUUAUUUUCCAUAAUCUCACACAUGAGUUUAUCAAUGACGUAAUUUUGGUAAUUUCCCUCUAUUAUUUUGUCGAUGUCAUUUUGUCUAUAUAAUAAAAAGAACAUUACACGGCGGCUUGAAGAUAUGAAUUUUAUUUUCUCGUGGCAAAAACAAUAUUUUACUCACUUGCUGCGCUCGUUCGUAAAAUAUUAUUCUGUCACGCGAAAAUAAAAUUCAUAUCUUCGCGCCACUGUUUAAUAUCCUCUAGAUAUAUGCUUGCAAAAAAAUUUGCGAACGGUCUGUUUAAGAAGAUAGAAAUUUUUGCGCGACCCUACAGAGCAAAUGUUAGGAUGGACAAUGGACAUGAGAUGUUUUUGACUCUGAUGGUGACUUCCACACAGGUUGUUGAAAUGUCAGUCACUUAAUAAUGAAAUAGGAGCUCUCUUUGAUUACCUUUUUCUUUCUAAUAAGCAUGGCUUUAAACUUAUUGCUUUUUUGUUUACAGGCGACAUCAGUCAACCCUCACAAUCAAACAUGAGCCCCACCCAAAUUCCUCCCCAGCAAAACAGAAAACGAGCACGAGCAGAGGUUGAUGAUCAGAUGAGAAGUUUUCCAAUGCUGGUACAAGCACUUCUUUUUCAAGAUUUUAAUGAGAUUUUUGGCAAGCGCACAAAAAUUGGGAGCCGUUGCUUGAGAUGGGGAGACGUUUCUCUACACAGAAAUCCGCAAACAGGCAGUGAGAGGCUGAUUUUAAAAGGUGGUGAUUCCAGAGCCUAUGGAGGCCAGGGAGAGCACCCAUUGCAACGUAGGGCAGUAAAUUGUUAUAAGAUCUUUGAAGAGAAAAGGCCCUCUGAGGCAAAAAAGCCUGAUUCUUCAUUUUACUUAGCAGUUAAACCUAAUGUGAAGAAUGAAGAUCCUGUGUGGUACAUGAACAAACCACAAGCAGUGAACAAAAUUGGUAAAUGCCAAAUUACCAACAAUAAAUCAGCAAAGCGUCCUCGUCUUUAA
Molecule: messenger RNA, 3258 nt
Organism: Porites lobata
Lineage: Eukaryota; Metazoa; Cnidaria; Anthozoa; Scleractinia; Poritidae
Source: the annotation of a GenBank genome assembly